GAUGCAUUGUUGUGAUCGUGUUUUACAUGAAGCUUAAAGAAUAUGCCAUUCAGAAUCCCCUCGUCACCGAGUCUUUGUUGUUGUUUUUUGACGGAUAACUGCUUUUUAACUGGGCUUUGGCCCAGUUAGCGAACGCCCAGUUAAAAAACAGUCCAGUUAAAAGGCGCCCAGUUAGCGAACUGUUGCUGUAUAUGGCUUUUCUUUUGCAGCAUCAUAAAAGCGCAUGGCCUUUCAUGGAACCGGUUGAUCCGGACGAAGCACCUGACUAUUAUCGUGUAAUCAAGGAACCGAUGGAUCUCCAAAAAGUGGAAAAUAAAGUGAAUAGCAAAACCUACAACACCCUGUCGGAGUUUAUCGGUGAUAUGACCAAAAUAUUCGACAACUGUCGAUACUACAAUCCAAAAGAGUCGCAGUUCUACCGGUGUGCCGAGAGUUUAGAGUCGUUCUUUGUGCAAAAGAUUAAGUUUUUCCGGGAAAAUUUGGUGGAGAAGAAAUCGGCCGGAACGAGUUCUACGUCGACCACGGUGUAGGAAGAUGAAGGAAGCGAUAGGUUGGAAUUCGGCUUUUUCCAAGCACAAUAAAGUUUGAAGGUUUUUCUUUUCUAUUUGAUUUAUCAUUGUACCUUUGUAACUAUUCCACACACUGAGGCAAUACAUAGCAAACCGUAUAGAUUUCCUAAGUAGGUAUCAGUUUUUUCAUCUUAAUCUCUAUUUAUAGUUCUAGAUGGAUAUAUUUUUAGAAUUAAACCAAACAAGUUUCCGUAGAGCCGUUCACGAAUUUCAACUGUACAUAAGCAAUGCUAUUGUGAAAUAUAAUCGAGCUAUGAAUUAUAAUCCUAACCGUCAUCGGGGAAUCCCUGUUCCUUGCUGAUGGAGGUGUGUAUAUAAAUUCAUUGGAAAUAAAAUGUACAGUUCUCCAAAUGCCUUCUCCAAACACACGACAAAUAUUCACACUCUUUCAUUGGAAUGGAAUGCAGAUAAAUUGUUAUCACUUUCUUCAUAUUAUGUUUGACUUAGUGCUACAUGUAUCUAUGCUUUUCCUCCAAAAAAUGUAAAUACUAGAUUAUAAAAAUUGAUUGUUGUUAAAAGUUGUUGAAGAAAUAACACUUAUUUAGAAAAGUGCACAUUUUUAUCAGUCAAUGAAUUCUCUCACGCAUGUUUUUAAUCACUGAUAGUUCAGAACUGUGAAAGUACAAGAUAUUUUGUACAUUUUUCCUGUUUUAACCAUUCGAAAUUUGUAUAUGGGAUGAAGGGGUUUUCUUGUGUUUAGGCUUGUAUUGCGAUAUUUUCGAUUUUGUAACAUAAGAUCUUCACUAGUGUCGUAAGUGUAGUUAUUAUAGGAAUAUGAAAUCGUAGUCUCGCGGUAUGCUCUUAUUGUAAAUGGGAGCAUUCACGCUAUAAGAAACUAGCUGUACUAAAAGUUAUAAUUAUAAGCAAAAAUACAAAAUACAUUUUUUAUUGUAUACAUAUUUGCAGAAAUAAAAUAAAUUUAUUUUCGAAAAGUA
Armigeres subalbatus is the source of this 1504-nucleotide messenger RNA. Its product is annotated as nucleosome-remodeling factor subunit NURF301-like. Gene Ontology annotation, biological process: regulation of transcription by RNA polymerase II. Bases 192 to 530 code for a protein of 112 amino acids. Gene Ontology annotation, molecular function: RNA polymerase II cis-regulatory region sequence-specific DNA binding. The record is from RefSeq and is a predicted model, not a curated record. The transcript has 2 exons. Gene Ontology annotation, cellular component: NURF complex. NCBI's taxonomy places the organism in Eukaryota, Metazoa, Arthropoda, Insecta, Diptera, Culicidae.